AUGUAUUAUCUACGCCGCUUCACCAUCUUCCUCGCCUUCUUGGCGUCGCUGUCGUUCGUUGCAUGGUUCCUGCCCCGCUACCUCAACCCGAGUCCGCCAGACCCGGCCAAGCAGCGCGAGGAUAAGAGAUGGGUCAGCAGCAGCCCGUACUGGCUCGAUCGUCAGGCCUGUCGUUGGCUGAGUCUAUGCGGCGUUCACCACCUCUCAUGGGACCCAGCUUCUCUCUUCCCGUACAAGAACGACUCCGACGCCGGCGACUUGCGGUUGGAGCUUAGGUCACUGGAUGGACGUCAUUCUGGAUGGGAGACGGCUUCCAAGAAGCGCUCGCCGAGGGACGACAAGGACGAGAGGAGGAAGGUCUUGAAGGAGAUUCCCGACUACGUUCUCAAGUAUGCGCCGCUAGUCCACCUCUACUCGGGCGAGAAUUUCUGGCCCGCCGACAUUGCGGAACACAUUCGGCACAUGACGCCCUACUUGGAAAAGGAGGCUUUGAACCGUUCCCUGAUUUUGUCGGAUUUGCACAUGCUCAACAAGGAGGACGGCAUGGUCUACCUCACCAGCGAUGACGAUGUGGAGCAGAGGCCCGAAUGGCUGCACAGCCAUGUUGGCAUUCCUGAGCCAUGGAACGACGGUGAGGACGACGGUGACAAGGACGAAACGCCCGACAGCCCAACUGGGGAAUCCGAACACCCGCGACAUGACACUGAGGAUACAACGUGGUUCGACGUAUCUCGCGAUCACCCCGUUCACCGCAUCUCGGACCCUCGUCGCUACCCACAAUUCCCUGAAGGAUCCGCCCGCGCCGCCGGUUUCCACCACCGCCGCCGAGACCAGGAGCAAAAGCCCAUUCCCGACACACCAACCCACAAGCCCGAUCAGGAAGGCUACUCAAAGGCCCCGGCCAUUCUCGUCCUCGUCGACAAGGGCUCCGGCAUCGUGGACGCCUUCUGGUUCUUCUUCUACUCGUACAACCUCGGUCAGACGGUGCUGACUAUUCGCUUCGGCAACCACGUCGGCGAUUGGGAGCACUGCAUGAUGCGCUUCGAGAACGGCGUGCCCCGUGGCAUCUUCUUCUCGGAGCACGAGGGCGGCCAGGCUUACACGUACAACGCCGUCGAGAAGCGGGGCGAGCGUCCCGUCAUCUACUCCGCCGUCGGCUCCCACGCCAUGUACGCGCAGGCCGGCGAGCACCCGUACGUGCUGCCCUUCAAGAUGCUCAAGGAUGUGACCGACAAGGGACCCCUUUGGGACCCGUCCAAGAACGCCUACACCUACUGGUACGACUACGUCCAGGACCUCGAUGAAGAUCUCGACGACGACCUCGAUGACGAGAACCCCGACGCGCCGACGUCAUGGUUCCAUUACGCCGGCCCUUGGGGCGAUAAGCUUUAUAGCUUGGCCGAUAUGCGCCAGUGGCGCUUGUUCGCGCAGUACCACUACGUCUCCGGGCCGUUGGGCCCAAAGUUCAAGCGGCUCGAUCGCGAGAAGCUAUGUAUCACUACCCGUUGUCGGAUUCUGGAUAGCUUAAAGCCCGGACAGACGUGGUAUAGUUAG
This is a messenger RNA of Colletotrichum phormii, 1554 nucleotides long. RefSeq names its product vacuolar protein sorting-associated protein. The coding region runs from base 1 to 1554 and encodes 517 amino acids. The record is from RefSeq and is a predicted model, not a curated record. Lineage: Eukaryota; Fungi; Ascomycota; Sordariomycetes; Glomerellales; Glomerellaceae. The transcript has 2 exons.